AUGAGACCGGAAACAGAGCACUCGCCACCAGAUCGUCCGUGUCCUCGGUGGGGCGAACAAGAUGACAUAGAACACGGAAGGAAUUACAGAACUACUGAUGGAUACUCUAAAUGUCGUUCAAACUUUGAUGCUUGCCAUGAACUUCCGAUAGAACAUGAAGUGAAGUACUUAGAAGGAUUUGCCUAUCCAAAACCAUUUGAAGUUUAUAUGAGAAGUCGGGUAAAGGAUUUACCAGCUCCUACAAGACGUGUAGACCGUGGUGAACAUUUGGAGAUGUUUCCCAAGCAUGAUCCGAGCAGACAGGAUGGACAAGGUCAGUACAGGUUGUCAGAAGCAACAAGAAAUUCGCUUGAAGCAACCAGAUGUAAACUGUAUGAAAAAUCUCGAUACCAAAUUCUCCUUCCCGGCAAAUAUCAAGCCAAUAAAGAAAACACAGAAAUACAGUUAUUCAACAUUAACCGGAUACAGUGUCCUAAAACACCCAAACACGAGGAGUGUAUCCAAACGCGACAUACAUCGAACGCUGCUUUAUUUUCACGAUUUCCGCAAAAAGACGACAGUUUAGAAAUUAAUGAUAAUGAUGUCCAACAUUCAUGUUUUCGAGUCGAUGACUUCAAUCAGAACUUCCCAUUUUUAUUGUCUUCUAUAUACAACUAUAGACUACCAUCUUCUCUACAUCAACCAGACGACCAUUUGCAAGAAGAUUAUUUGUCAUUACUAAAAUUGCAAGAGAUGGCAGAUAAAAAGGAAGUUCUACAUCCACAAAGAAUUUUUCAUAGACCAACAGUUCCAGAUAAAAUUGGCGUAUUUAUGGACUCGGUGAAAACAGAAAUGAAUAUAUGUGAAUACGAUAAAACACACCAAGAGACGGUCAGCGAGUCGGUUGUUCGGGAGAUACCAGAACCUUGUGUUGGGGAAUGGGAAAACUCGUCAGUUUUACACAAACUGAAGCUAUCGGACAAGGCUGGAACUCAACAAAGAUAUCACAGCCUCCACGAGGAACCACUACCAGAUCUUAGAGACAACGGAAAAUAUUCAAAACGAGUCAACUUUUAUGGAUUCAAUUCAUCAGCAUUUAGAGGUUAAUCUAUGCAUUCAUUUAGAUUACAAGCGCAGGAUAUUUGUGAAAACAGACAGUUACAAUUAUAAUUGUACUGGUUUGAGCUUACCUUCUAUAUACUAUAUCAAGAAAAGACUCAAACAUCGACAAU
Messenger RNA from Mytilus californianus (California mussel), 1211 nucleotides. RefSeq lists its product as uncharacterized. Lineage: Eukaryota; Metazoa; Mollusca; Bivalvia; Mytilida; Mytilidae. The coding region runs from base 1 to 1086 and encodes 361 amino acids. The transcript is spliced from 6 exons. The record is from RefSeq and is a predicted model, not a curated record.